This is a messenger RNA of Etheostoma cragini (Arkansas darter), 1758 nucleotides long. RefSeq lists its product as uncharacterized. The transcript is spliced from 9 exons. Bases 68 to 1753 code for a protein of 561 amino acids. The record is from RefSeq and is a predicted model, not a curated record. Gene Ontology annotation, molecular function: cell-cell adhesion mediator activity. NCBI's taxonomy places the organism in Eukaryota, Metazoa, Chordata, Actinopteri, Perciformes, Percidae.
UUUAAGGGCUUUAAAAGCCAGCUCAGAGGCUAAACUGAAAGUGUUCUCUGUACAGCUGUGGAUAAUCAUGUUGCAGCUCCUCAUACUGGCUGGUUGGCUAUUAAAAGCCUGCACGUCGCAGAUUACCGGUUAUGGAAACACAACAGCUGACUAUGGCAGUGAUGCACGUUACAGGUGCGCAGUAGCCAACCAUUCAGGUGUGCGCCAGGUGACAUGGCAGAGGCUUUUCAAAGACGAGUCCAUUGAGAAUUUGGCAACCUACAGCAAGCGGUUUGGACAGCAAGUGAACGAGCCUUACACAAAGAAAGUGAUCUUCACAGAGGCGUCUCUCAGCUCAACGUCAAUCACGCUGGCCAAUGUCACGUGGGGGGAUGAAAGCUGCUAUAUUUGCUCUUUCAACGUGUAUCCCGAUGGGUCCCAAAGAAAGCAGACUUGCCUCACUGUGCAAGGGAUAUCCGUGUUUAAAACAGAAGUGCAAGGUCCCAGCCGUGAAGAGGACAAAGAAUACUUGAAGGUUGUGUUCAGGUGCUCUGCUACAGGUAAACCGGCUCCAACCAUUCAUUGGGACUUCUCACCUAGUGCCACCCCGGCAGACCAACCACAGACCACUUCAGUAAGGAACAGUGACCAGACUUUUACCAGCAGCAGCAACAUCACCCUGCAAGUACCCCCCAACUGGAAAGGAAAUGUGUAUUGUCUGCUAAACACUGGGUUAACGGGACAGAGGCGGGAGAGGAUUCCCUUUUCUUUACCUAAGAAGAAGGAGGAGGAGGAAGAAGGUCUGACCUCUGUGAUAGAGAGCCAGCAGACUGUGAUGGCAGCAGUGGGAGAAGAAGCUCAGUUAAACUGCCAGCUGAUGCAAUCUAAAGAUGUUGUGCAGGUCACGUGGCAGAGACUAUUACCUGAGGGGGAAGAGAAUCUAGCUACGGACAACAAAUACUUUGGUCAAACAUUGAAUGCUGGUUUUGAAGAGAAAGUGGAGUUUAAAUGUGCUGGACUGCAGAACAGCUCCAUAGCUAUCAGGAAGGUGACGGAGCAGGAUGAAGGAUGCUAUCGCUGUUUGUUUAACACCUACCCUGAAGGUGCUCUCACUGCUACAACCUGCCUCCAACUCUAUGAGCUGCACGAAGCCAUCCUCCGUGUUGGAGAAUCAAGCUCUCCUGGAGAGGCGGUGGUGUCCUGCUCGGCCACGGGUCGCCCUGCUCCCACGGUUACGCUGACCGUCCCUCACCACAACUCUUCCAGUGUCACCAACCCCAACGGCACAGUCACUGUCACCUCCACGGCUGUGCUGCCUCGUCUCCAUGACGACCGCACACGGGUUGGAUGUGCAGCGCGAGUGCUCUCUGGUCGUCAGUUCGAGGUGUUUACCGUGAUUCCUGCGCUCCGACAGCCGUCCGCUGAUGAUUUCACUUUGAUCAUUGUGUUGUCCGUGGUGAUGGCCGGUGUUUGUGUUGCUGCAAUCAUCAUCGUCUGGCUCAUAAGAAAAUAUUGCUACUGUCUGCCACACAGGGACUCUGAGGAGAACAAGACACCACAGAAAACAACUAAAGAUGCUUAUGAGCCCAAAACACCAUUAAUGAGUGAAGUGAAUGAGUUAUGGCAGCGGACGUCUACUGGAAGAAAAAAACAUCGCAUCCACUCUAAAGUACCAUCUCCAACAGUAAGGGUCAAGCUAUUUAGUGACACAGAACCACCCCCAAGGCCGGAGUCCCUAAAGGAAGACCGUUGGACUGGAACAAACCUGCCUUGAAGCCU